Molecule: messenger RNA, 1719 nt
Organism: Xenopus laevis (African clawed frog)
Lineage: Eukaryota; Metazoa; Chordata; Amphibia; Anura; Pipidae
Gene: cxcr3.S
Product: C-X-C chemokine receptor type 3
Exons: 2
Coding region: 81-1181 (366 amino acids)
Source: RefSeq, a predicted model, not a curated record
ACUAUUUCAACCUACAGAGGAGAGAUUCAGAGCUGUGACUUCUGCAGAAACAAAGUGAAACACAGGACCUGCUAGCGAACAUGGUAUACAAUAAUGUCAUGGCCUUCUAUGAUUCAGACAUCGAAAGCAACACUUUUUAUGAUUAUGUGUCAAUCUCAGAGAGCAUUCAUGCGGUGGCCCCAUGCAACCUGCAAACGACAGUUACUUUUGACCGCAGUUUCUUACCAGCAUUUUACAGUAUAGUGUUUCUCCUGGGAAUAUUAGGCAAUGUUCUUGUUAUGGUGGUGUUGCUGCAGAAUCAAUGGAGGCUGCAGAGCACCAACAUCAUUCUCCUACACUUGGCGUUGGCUGAUAUCCUUCUGGUAGUCACCCUGCCUUUCUGGGCCACCCAAGCAGUGUCAGGCUGGAUUUUUGGAACUGUGAUGUGCAAAAUGGUCGCCUCCAUUUUCAAGAUAAACUUAUAUGCUUGCACCUUCCUCCUAGUCUGCAUCAGCUGUGAUCGUUACCUGUCAAUAGUCUAUGCUGUACAGUUAUACAAGAAACAACGUACCCACUUGGUUCAUUGGAGUUGCCUUCUUGUGUGGUGCCUCUGCAUUGGACUCAGUAUUCCAGACAUGGUGCAUUUUCAAGUUAUCCAUGAACCUCGUACAAACAUGACUCAGUGCCAGCCAAACUUUGACUCCUCCACUUUCAAAAUCUGGAGAGUCUCCAUGACAUUUCUCUACCAUAUUGUAGGAUUCUUGCUCCCACUGUGCUUCAUGGUGUACUGUUACACUCAUAUCAUUUACACUCUAUGUCAGACUCGUGGAUUUAAGAAACAGAAAGCCCUGCAAGUUAUAAUUGCUGUUGUGGUGACUUUCUUCUUAUGUUGGACUCCAUACAACAUUGUGGCCCUGUUGGAUACAAUGAAUAUGUUGAAUUUUCUUGCAGACAACUGCACCACAGACAGCAACAUUGAUAUUGCGCUGUCAGUCACAUCUGGUCUGUGCUAUUUCCAUUCCUGCCUGAACCCUCUGCUUUAUGCCUUUAUUGGAGCUAAAUUUAAGAGGAAGUUGAUUGAACUGUUGAGCAAACUCGGGUGCAUUUGUCCUCAGUUUGUGAAGAACUAUAUCAAGUACAACCCUCCAGCCAAAUCUUCCACUUGGUCAGAAUCAGGAGAUACUUUGGCAUCUAGAAUGUGAUAUUGUCUCCUGUAAGCAAAAUAUCAGCCCUGAUAAUGGACUGACCGAUGUAAUUCUUAUGCUGGCUGCCGUGUGACAUUUCUAAGACUACAACAUAUUGAAAAAUCCAAAUGAAACUCUUUUUCACGCAUGGUUCAUUUCCAAGUUCAAUUGGAAUUCAAUUCCAAGUUCUCCAGGACAUCUAUAAAGAAAAGUAGGCACAUAGCAAGGCUCUUCAUCUUCAUAACAGAAAAAAAAUUAAUCAAAUGAUGACAUCCACUCUUAACGAGGCUGACGCUUAAUUUGUAACUUGAAAAACAUUUCUAGGUUGCUCUACUAAUGUAGGGAAAGGACUGUUUGUAGUACAAACCAGCAGCUUCAGCUGAAACAUUGACUGUGUAGACAGUACCAUUAAUGGCUCUGGAUUUGAGAAUGAGGUGCCCCUAGGCCAGCCGUGUCCUGCGCCCCUUCACCCAACACGAGUGAGAGCAAGUUAAAGGACCAGUAACAUCAAAAAUAAAAAAAACAUUGUUUGUAUACACAGAAAAAAAAAACAAGA